CAAAACUGCAAUCAACCCGAAAGUGAUUUGCACCUUUUUUUUGUUCUUCACUUUCAACAGAUCGGCUGUUCCUACAUCCAAGAUCCUCGACAUGAGCCAAAUAUCAGCAGCUCAACGCCUUUACGUUAUUCGACGGACGUUUGAGCACGGAUCCUGAUAUUAGCCCAACCUGCUCAAGCAAGCUUCGAACUUGGAGACAGUUGCCCCUCAUUGUGAGCAGCAGCAGCAGCAGCAGCAGCAGCACCAAAUCGACGGGAAUCUCUAGUGCAAGGCACAGACAGGUAGAUGAGGCCCCUGACAGCUCUACACCCUUUGGUGAACCACAAUUGACCAAUGAGAAACCCCCAUUGACUCUGACCGCCCCGUUGGUGCCAAGCGGCGCUGUGCCGGGGGAGCUCGGACCACAUCUCUCCCCUCCGGCGCUUCGCUUGAGGAUUUUCUUUCCUUCCGUCCUUUCCCCAGUCUCCACUGCACCCGACCCCGACUCCAAAUCUGUCCUAAUCCCGCUCCAAUUCCCCCCCGUCUCUCCUGCCAACCCAACCAACCAUCCAGCCCGUCACCCACGACACCCAACCAGCAACCUCAGCACGGUGGCGUCAAGCUUGAAGUGAGCUUCCUCCAGUGACAGCUCACUGAACUCCCCGGCUCGAGACCCCCCCUUUCCGAUCUCGCCAAUUCGAACUCGUCCGUUCCCCGGAAGAAUUCAAAAGUUUGAGUGGAGUCGCGACAGCCCCGAGAAGAAGCAACCUUUUCUUUUCCCCUCCCAUUUGGACUUGGGCCUUUUCCUACCACAACACAAUAGACUCUUGUUGUAUUACUUCUUUUCACCCCCUCUCAUAUGUAUUGGAACCUAUAAUCUUAUCUUCAAGUCCUAUCGUGUAAUUCGGCCUAAUCCAUCCGGCUAUCCGACUUCGCCGAACUCCCUGAGGUAUACCUCCACCGCCUUUGCCUUUCUUUGCGCGCACAGUUACAGACACGUUGGGUUGCAAACUCAAAACACAAAUCACCACCAUGGGCGCGUUUACGAAGGCCGCAUAUUUUCUCCUCCAUCCCAACCAGUUGAGGUCCAUCGUACAAUGGAAGGUAUGGCAUGAGCCCGUCCACAGGCGCGACCCUUCCAAGGAGACCGAGACGGAGAAGGCAUGCUUCCGCCAUCUCGAACUGACCUCGCGGUCAUUCUCCGCCGUCAUCCAGGAGCUCAACCCCGAGCUCCUGAUGCCCAUCUGCCUCUUCUACUUGGUACUUCGUGGCCUUGAUACGAUCGAGGAUGACAUGACUAUCGAUCUUGCCAAGAAGGAGCCCUUACUGCGCGAGUUCGCCGAUUUGAUGGAGAUUGAUGGCUGGACCUUUACCGAGAAUGGCCCUAACGAGAAGGAUCGUGAACUCCUGGUUCACUUUGACGAUGUCAUUGCAGAGUUGAAGAAGGUCAAGAAGCCUUACUACGACAUCAUUCGCGAAAUUACGGUCAAGAUGGGUAACGGUAUGGCCGACUAUGCCUUGAACGCCGAGCACAACACCAACGGUGUUAACACCAUUGAGGAAUACGAGCUCUACUGCCAUUACGUGGCCGGUCUCGUGGGCGAGGGUCUCACCCGCCUGUUCGUCGAGAGUAAUCUCGCCAACCCAGCGCUCCUCGAGCGUAUGGAGCUGACGGAGAGCAUGGGUCAGUUCCUUCAAAAGACCAACAUUAUCCGUGACAUUCACGAGGAUUACGUCGACAAGCGACGAUUCUGGCCCAAGACAAUUUGGAGCAAGUAUGUCAACACAUGGGACGACAUGUUCAAACCGGAGAACCGGGAAAAGGCGCUCCAGUGCAGUUCCGAGAUGGUCCUCAAUGCGCUCAAGCACACCGAAGAUUGUUUGUUCUACAUGGCCGGUAUGCGCGACCAGAGUGUGUUCAACUUCGUCGCUAUCCCCCAGGCUAUGGCUAUCGCAACAUUAGAACUCGUCUUCCGCAACCCAGCCAUUUUUGAGAGAAACGUCAAGAUUACCAAGGGUGACGCCUGCCAGCUCAUGAUGGAGUCGACACAGAAUCUUCGCGUAGUGUGCGAGGUGUUCCGCAGAUACGCGAGGAGGAUACACAAGAAGAACGAUCCAAGAGAUCCCAAUUACCUGGCAAUCAGCGUCCAAUGCGGAAAGAUCGAGCAAUUCAUCGAGUCCAUUUUCCCCACCCAAGACCCCAAGAAAAUCGCACUCGCUCAGGCCCAAAAUUCCAACCAAACAGCGGCAAACACCACGGACAAUGGUGACACCACCUUCCUGGUCUUGUCCAUGAUUGGUGUCCUGUUCGUUAUGGGCGGUCUUAUGGUGGGUAUUUCUAUUGGAGCCGCGUGGCUCAUGGGUGCUCGAUUCGACAUGGCCUACGAAGACAUCACAGCGAGAGUCGGCACGUUGGUUAAUGGUGCCGCUGCUGUCUCGAGUGCCACAGUAUCCAGCAUUCCCACAACGGUGAUGCAUCAGGAGUUGUAAUGCAUCAGCCAUCAAUUCGAUCAACACCCUUUAAUGACCGGCGCCUGAUCGGAUCUUUCGACACCACAAACAGACGACCAACGAUAGAUCGGUUUAAGCCAGCAUGUAAUAUCUCAUGUGAUAUUGAAUUAGCGAUGACUUUCGUAUGAUUACGAGGCGAGUACCUUCUUGCGCGGGCGAUAUAAAGGUAAUUUUCUGGUUUGGGAGACGCGGCAAGCUGGGCGUUCGUGGUCGGGGAAGGGGUACGGCGAUGCCCCUUUUAUGUUCCCUGACCCAGCCCCUGAUGAAAGAUCAGUGUGCCUCGUGGCCUGGGUUUCGAGGAACGACAACUACUAACAUUGUUUUAAUAAACGACCAUUGAACCUUCUUUCCCCCUCUCCGUUCAUCUACCUCUGAGGAGAUCUGGGAAUGGGCAGUCAGUCUCAAAUGAUUGCUGCCCUUCCUUCAAUCGUUGACAUGAACAUGUGUACGCAAAGCUAGCACGGAUGUCAAAUUGCAAUCUAGUCGCGUUCCCUCUUCAUGAGAGAACCAUCAAUGGCUAUGGUUGUGCCGAAGAUGUGCUGAAAUCAAACCUCACUCUGCAAGUAGCCUGGUAUCCGGGCACGUCGUCAUCAGGGACUCACUUUCUACGGCAAGGAGUCUGUUGCCGGCGGAUUGCGUACAUUUUAUCGUUCAACCUCGAUCCUAUGAAUAUUACCCUACACAAAUAAAAAUAAAAAAUUGACUUGCACCUCUU
Neurospora crassa OR74A is the source of this 3205-nucleotide messenger RNA. RefSeq names its product squalene synthetase. The transcript has 4 exons. Gene Ontology annotation, biological process: ergosterol biosynthetic process; farnesyl diphosphate metabolic process. Lineage: Eukaryota; Fungi; Ascomycota; Sordariomycetes; Sordariales; Sordariaceae. Gene Ontology annotation, cellular component: endoplasmic reticulum membrane. Gene Ontology annotation, molecular function: squalene synthase [NAD(P)H] activity. The record is from RefSeq and is a predicted model, not a curated record. Bases 1012 to 2469 code for a protein of 485 amino acids.